AUGGAUGCAGACAGGCGACUCAUCAAGGCUCUGGAGGCAGCCAACGAUGCUCUUCAGCACUUGUCCAUGUCGCCAGACUUUGGAUGCCUUGACUGCACACACAUCGACCGCUUACUGGCGAGGGUGGUUGACCUGCCGACCGAAGGAAACCAGAGGAACAGCCGACGGAAUCUCUUGGUAAUACGGCAAUGGAUGAUCACAGAAGGGCCAGGCGUUGUCUUACUCGAGGUGUUGGGACAACUGUACUGGAGGUUGGGCGAGCUCAACGGAAAGCAGUUCGAGAAGUUCAAAACAACGAUGCAGCAGCAGGGCCCCUAUCUCGCUCUGAUCCAGGACUCAAACGCGGUGACGCUUGUCGUACAACGGAUUCGACAUAUCCAAAAGUCAAAGGCGGAUGCCUGCCAGGACUUCUUGUGCGAGCUCUCCGACAUUACCGGCAUGAAAGUGGAUUCUCCCAUGGCCGACAUGGACAUGCUGCGCGCUUCAUCGAGCAGCCCCUUUACCCCACAGUCAGUGAAUUCACUUGACAGUGCCUCCUCUCAAGAGUCUUGGCUUGGUCUGAUCAAGUAUGUUCCAAAUAGUAGCCUUUGGGGUGGAGAUAUGGAGCAACUUUUGAUUGAUUUUUAUAUCAACGGAAUCUGCCCAGGACGGACGCCAAUGACAGGUGCUAAUACUUACCUAUCACUCCUGAGAGUUGCAGAUACCUGCCAAAGUACUCGAUAUGCUCUUCUUAGCCUGAGCGCCUCUUACAUCGGUGAAUACCUCCCUUCGGAGAAGGAAAAAUAUCACCGAGCCGAUCUUUUUUAUUCAACGCAAGCAUUACAAGCUCUUGCGCGGCAGAUUAGCAAUGGCGAAGCGUAUGAUGCCGCUCUAGCAACGAGCAUGCUUUUGAUGCAUCACGAUGCGGUGAACAACACCGACGAAUUGAGCCUGUGCUGGUCAAUUCACGCCAACGUAUUUGACACAAUACCUGCGGCCUACUUUGAUCACCAUGCAGAUCCUGCGCUCUUCAUCCGACACCAAUUGGUUCUUGCACGAACUGCACAGACGUCCUUCAAACUUCAGAACACUCAGCUUCACUCAUUAGAAACGAAGAACUGGUAUGAAGGUACUCCUCCAGGCGAAGCACAGCGCAUUUGCGGCAUCCUCGGGGUAUCGCCACAACUUCUGUUUCUUAUCUCAUCUGUCACCUCGCUUGCAUCCGACGCCAAGAGCCCCAUGAAGUCGCACAAGCACGUGUAUGCACAACUUCAAGAGUCGCAAUUAGCAAAUCUUCGUCAAUGGACGAGUGAAAUUCAGGGUGAGCCACAAGAAGUUGUGCUCGCUACUGCAGAAGCUUAUCGUCUUGCUGCGUUGAUUUACUUGCGAUGCCGCCUCUAUGGCUAUACGCGUUUUAAUCCCGCAGUCAUGGAGCUCAAUGACGCUCUCUCUACCGUUCUCCUCUCGCUUCCCGUGAAGGGCCAUCUUUAUACUGCCAUUUACCCAACCUGGCCUCUCUUCAUUGCGGCUGUGACAGCAAGUGCCGACAAGCGCGAUUGUCUCUACCAGCGCGUAGUUCCAAUCACGGAAGGCGACAAGAACACCCUUCCUGCAGUUCUCCAGCGCGUUUCGGGGCUUCGAAUCUGGCUUGCAAAUCAAGAUCCAACUCAACAACUCCGAGACGGCUGGUGGGAUGAGAUGCUGGAGCCCAGCAGCAGCACCAAGGCCGUCUCUGCAAACCGUCUCUUAUGUCUGGGUUAA
This is a messenger RNA of Lindgomyces ingoldianus, 1740 nucleotides long. RefSeq lists its product as uncharacterized. NCBI's taxonomy places the organism in Eukaryota, Fungi, Ascomycota, Dothideomycetes, Pleosporales, Lindgomycetaceae. Gene Ontology annotation, biological process: positive regulation of transcription by RNA polymerase II. Bases 1 to 1740 code for a protein of 579 amino acids. Gene Ontology annotation, cellular component: nucleus. The record is from RefSeq and is a predicted model, not a curated record. Gene Ontology annotation, molecular function: DNA-binding transcription factor activity; transcription cis-regulatory region binding. The transcript is spliced from 4 exons.